GUGUGACACUUAUUAAGGAUUUAGCGAUGUCCUAAGGCGCAGUCAGGUGUGUUGGUCUGCGGAGUGCUGCGCAGACCGUUUGGCGUAUGACAUCACAGUAUCGCGAGAGCAAAGCAGGCUUGUCGUUGGCGGGCGCUAGAGGGCGCUGAGCGUCAGUCACGCGCUCAAUCACCACGCACACACAAACAGCAGAAGAAAACAUUAUCAUCAUAACGUGUAGCACGAUCGUAAAAACAAAACAACAUAACUUAUUCAGAUUGUAAGGAACAGACAUGAAACUAUACUGUUUGUCGGGUCACCCGACUCUUCCCUGUAAUGUGCUCAAGUUUAAAUCCACUACGAUCAUGCUGGACUGUGGACUGGACAUCACAGCAGCUCUGUAUUAUCUGCCACUGCCUCUGGUUCACAGUCCAAGAUUAUCCAAACUUCCAGGAUGGGUGUCCAAGGAUGGAGCAGUAAACCUAGAAAAAGAGUUGAAGGAAUGCUCCGGCCGCGUGUUUGUGGACUCGCAACCAGAAUUUUGUCUACCUGAAAGAGACCUGCUGGAUCUGUCCACCAUAGAUGUGAUCUUGAUUUCAAACUAUCACUGCAUGAUGGCUCUGCCGUAUAUAACCGAACACACGGGUUUUACAGGAACCGUGUACGCCACAGAACCCACCCUACAGAUCGGCAGGUUGUUGAUGGAGGAGUUGGUGACGUUCAUGGAGAGAGUCCCAAAAGCUCAGACUGCCACCUGCUGGAAAAACAAAGAAAUACAAAGGUUGCUCCCGGGACCUCUGAAGGACGCUGUGGAAGUGUGGAGCUGGAAGAGAUGUUACAACAUGCAGGAGGUGAAUUCUGCUCUCAGUAAAGUUCAGCUGGUGGGAUAUUCACAGAAAGUGGAGUUAUUCGGAGCGGUUCAGGUCUCUCCGUUGAGUUCGGGAUAUUCACUGGGCAGCUCAAACUGGAUCAUUCAAUCGCAUUAUGAGAAAGUGUCGUAUGUGUCCGGGUCUUCACUGCUCACCACGCACCCUCAGCCCAUGGACCAGAGCUCAUUGAAGAACAGUGAUGUUCUCAUCCUGACAGGUCUGACACAAAUCCCCACCGCAAACCCAGACGGCAUGCUGGGAGAAUUCUGCAGUAAUCUGUCUAUGACGAUCCGUGCAGGAGGGAACGUGUUGGUCCCGUGUUAUUCCUCGGGUGUUAUUUAUGACCUGCUGGAGUGUCUCUAUCAGUUUAUGGACUCGGCCAACCUGGGCAACACUCCCUUUUACUUCAUUUCCCCGGUGGCCAACAGCUCUCUGGAGUUCUCACAGAUCUUUGCCGAAUGGUUGUGUCAGAACAAACAGUCUAAAGUUUAUCUGCCCGAGCCGCCCUUCCCUCACGCCGAGCUGAUCCAGACUAAUAAACUGAAACAUUAUCCCAGUAUUCACGGAGAUUUCAGCAGCGAGUUUCGCCAGCCGUGUGUCGUGUUUACCGGACAUCCGUCGUUGAGGUUCGGUGAUGUCGUGCACUUUAUGGAGCUGUGGGGUAAAUCCAGCUUGAAUACAAUCAUCUUUACUGAACCGGAUUUCUCUUACCUGGAUGCUCUGGCACCGUACCAGCCGCUGGCCAUGAAGUGUGUUUACUGUCCCAUUGACACGCGCCUGAACUUCCACCAGGUCUCCAAACUCCUCAAGGACAUCCAGCCUCUUCACGUGGUCUGUCCUGAGCAUUACACUCAACCUCCUCCAGCUCAACCUCACCGCACAGACCUGAUGUUAGAGCUGCAGCCUCCGCCCAUGGCCUACCGCCGCUGCUCCGUCCUGGGGCUUCCCUUCCGGCGGCGAUACGAGCGCAUUCACCUGCUGCCUGAGUUGGCUAAAUCCCUGGUGCCCUCAGAGAUGAAGCCUGGAGUUUCUGUAGCUACGGUGUCAGCGGUCCUGCAGUCUAAAGAUAACAAACACGUGCUGCAGCCGGUGCCCAAACCCGCUCCGGUGCCGCCCAGUAAGAAGAGGAAGAGAGUGACAGAAGAAGCUCCUGAGGUUCUAAACCCUAAACCUCUGCUGACCGGAGCCAUUCCCCUUGAACCUUUCCUGGCUUUACUGCACAAGAACGACAUCACAGAGGUGAAGGUGGAGGAGACGGCGGGCGGUCACAUUCUCCACCUGCAGGCUGAAGAUGUUCUCAUUCAGUUAGAGGAGGAGGGCACGCACAUCAUCUGUGAUCACAACGAGUCGCUGCGGACCGCACUCAGAGAUCUGGUGCUGCGAUUCCUACACAAACUUUGACCUCUGACCUCUGCACAUAACUGAUCUAAAGCUCAGCAACUGGAUGAACUCAUUCCCAACUAUGCCACUCAUCUUUGCAUUGUGACUUUUACUUUGCUGUUGUAUAUCAUUGUGAAAUAACUUUUAAAAUAAAAUGUUUUUUU
Molecule: messenger RNA, 2392 nt
Organism: Misgurnus anguillicaudatus (oriental weatherfish)
Lineage: Eukaryota; Metazoa; Chordata; Actinopteri; Cypriniformes; Cobitidae
Gene: ints9
Product: integrator complex subunit 9
Biological process (GO): snRNA 3'-end processing
Cellular component (GO): integrator complex
Source: RefSeq, a predicted model, not a curated record